Messenger RNA from Theileria orientalis strain Shintoku, 2196 nucleotides. RefSeq lists its product as uncharacterized. Lineage: Eukaryota; Apicomplexa; Aconoidasida; Piroplasmida; Theileriidae. The record is from RefSeq and is a predicted model, not a curated record. The transcript is spliced from 16 exons. Gene Ontology annotation, cellular component: nucleus. Gene Ontology annotation, molecular function: RNA binding. Gene Ontology annotation, biological process: RNA processing. The coding region runs from base 1 to 2196 and encodes 731 amino acids.
AUGUUGUCCCUAAUUGCAAAACUUAAGAAGCAGAAGGAGGCGGAAGAAGAAAAACUAAGACAAAAUGUGGAAACGGCAAAAAUAUACGCACAGUAUGUGAAAUCAUUCGAUGGAACUGGUGCCGAAGAGCCCCUGAAAUUCGUGAAAAGCGACGUUCUGGACCCUUCCACAGGCUCGACGAACGCAACAGUUCCAGAAAUAUUCACUCUGGGAACAAAGGAGAGCCCGGAAGAGGAGUUGGAUAAGGAUGAGAUCACAUCAACAUAUUUAUCGCAAAUAAACGCAGAAGAGAACACAUUCAAAAAGCAGCCAAAGGGGUCAAAAGUCAGAGAAAUAGACACAUUCAUAGAAGAAAUCAAGGAAAAGCAAAGAGUGAUAAGUGAGAGGAAGGAACUGCAAAAUAAAAUACUAACAGCAACAACAGAGCAUGAGAGAUAUGAAAUAAACCAGAGACUGUCAAAAAUAGAAAACGACCUAGCACUGAAUGCACCGGACCUUAACUCGACGAACAUAUUCAUAGGAAACCUGCCGGCCAGCGUGACAGAGGAGGUGCUGAUGAGCCACUUCGCAAAGUAUGGCCAGAUAACAGGAAUAAGAAUCAUGCCAGUGAAAAACGAGUCAAUGAUGAGACCAACGACGUCAGCGUUUCUGUCAUACAUGAGCCACGCACAGGCAGAAAACGCAAAAAACGCAAUGGACGGAAAGGAGAUACUAAAAAUACCGUGUAAAAUAGGAUGGGCGAAAAACAUACUGAGACCGACAAUAGCAGUACAAAACGCACAGACAGAGAAGGGAGGGCCACACCAAACAUUAUAUAAAAGUGUUAACACGCAGCCACUAUUCCAAGUGUUUGUGCCACUGCCGAACCAUAAGAGGAAGAUAAUAGAUUUAAUGUCGAAAUAUGUAUCAGAGGGAGGCCAGGAGUUUGAGCAGAUGAUCAUGGAGAAGGAGGCGCCAAACGGAUUGUUCUCGUUCCUGUACGAAAAAUAUACGCCCGAGAGUGUGUACUACAGAUGGAGAGUGUACUCACUGAUCCAAGGAGACACAAUGUCAACCUGGAGUGUCAUGCCGUUCAAGAUAACGAACAUGGGAAAGAUAUACUGCCCGCCCCCGACACAAAACAAAAAUACAUCGCAGAGUGGAUACGUGCCACUGACAGCAGAGCAGGAGAGACAAUUUGAAAAUAUUAUCGCAAACACGACCACGACGAGAAACGAUGUGUGUAACGCAAUGCUGUUCUUUAUAAACAACAGCGAGUGUGCGUAUCAACUGACGGACCUGUUGAUAAACCGCCUGAACGACGAUAAUUUGCAAGUUAAUCAGAAGAUCGCACUCCUGUAUGUGCUUUCGGACGUGCUGUACAACUCAGCGUCGUCACGGCAGUUCUCGUGGAUAUACAGAACAUCGAUAGAAAAGCGACUGCCGGAAAUAUUUGACGGAGUAAAGAAAUUCAAAGCAAGGUCAAAGAGUAAGAUAGCAGGCCAGCAGUUGAUGGACGUGAUAAUGAAGUUGCUGAAAACAUGGGAGGAUUGGACAGUGUACUCCUCAGGGCUGGAAGCGACACUGCUAGGAGAUGACGCAGACUCGUUCAAGGCUCAGCCAGAGUUUGAAGAAUACAAGCAUUUGGUGGACGAGAAUGACGGCUGUGAUAUGGACUACUUUGAAAUACUGGCGACGUUCCCCCUUGAGUACAGAGAAGAAGCAUACAAAUAUCUUAAGAUGGGAAUCAAGGAGCUUAAGUCGCUGUGUUAUCAACGGGGGCUUCUGCUGAUGCCCUCAGACAGACGCACACUGGUCGUGAGACUGGUGACGUACGACAAAUACCAGUUAACACAAAUGCAGGUCGCUGAGGAGAAAAGACUGGAGUCGUUGAAAGCGGAGGAGGCGAUGAACGAGGAGUCACUGGACGGCUCAGACAUGGAAGAGUCGGACAUGGACCAGGAGACGGACGAAGCCGAAGCCAGUGAGAGAGUAAAGAUCCAGGAGGCAACGGCAAGGCUCCAGAAAACGCUGAUGGAGAAGGCACGCACACUUCCGCAGCCACACGCGGAGGCGGAAAGCAAAGUGAGUGUCCCGGUGGAGCGCGAGGAGGAGGCAGAGGUCGAGCAGGAGCGCGAAGAGCCACAACCGGAAGAGCCGGCUGAUGAGCCUGAGGAAACGCAGGACGACGACAUCGAUGACAUAUUUGCGUCAUAA